Molecule: messenger RNA, 2772 nt
Organism: Cordyceps fumosorosea ARSEF 2679
Lineage: Eukaryota; Fungi; Ascomycota; Sordariomycetes; Hypocreales; Cordycipitaceae
Product: heat shock protein HSP98
Exons: 1
Coding region: 1-2772 (923 amino acids)
Biological process (GO): cellular response to heat
Cellular component (GO): cytosol; cytoplasm
Molecular function (GO): ATP binding; ATP hydrolysis activity
Source: RefSeq, a predicted model, not a curated record
AUGAAUGCACGAAUGGAUUUCACAGACCGAGCCCAAAAGGCCGUGGAGGAUGCCAUGCAUCUGGCCGAACAAUACGCACACUCACAACUGGUUCCCGUCCACCUGGCCGUCUCGCUACUCGAACCCCCCAUCGACCAAUCCAAAGAUCAGCAAAAUGCCCCUCCAGGCGCCAUCGCGACGAUGUUCCGCCAAGUCAUCGAGAGAGCUCACGGCGACCCUCAACUCUUUGACCGUGCUUUGAAGAAGACACUGGUGCGCCUGCCGAGCCAGGAUCCUCCCCCAGAGCAGGUCUCUCUCUCGCCGCAGUUCCACGCGGUGCUGCGCAAGGCUAUGGAGCUCCAAAAGGUCCAAAAAGACACCUAUAUCGGUGUCGACCAUCUCAUCACAGCCCUCUCCGAGGAAGCCCCUAUCCAGGCGUCACUCCGCGAGGCCAACAUACCGAAGCCAAAGAUGAUUCAGGACGCCGUCCAGGCCAUCCGCGGCACAAAACGAGUCGACAGCAAAACCGCCGACACCGAGCAAGAGAACGAGAAUCUGGCAAAGUUCACCAUCGACAUGACGGCCAUGGCCCGCGAAAAGAAGAUCGACCCUGUUAUCGGCCGAGAAGAAGAGAUUCGCCGGGUCAUCCGCAUUCUGUCUCGCCGCACCAAGAAUAACCCGGUUCUCAUCGGUGAGCCGGGUGUAGGAAAGACAACCGUCGUGGAGGGUCUUGCGCAGCGAAUCGUUAUUCGCGACGUUCCAGACAACCUGAAGAGCUGCAGACUGCUCUCGCUCGAUGUUGGUGCGCUCGUUGCCGGCUCCAAGUUUCGCGGUGAAUUCGAAGAGAGGAUGAAGGGUGUCCUGAAAGAGAUUGAGGCAUCCAAGGAAAUGAUUGUCCUCUUCGUCGACGAAAUCCAUCUUCUCAUGGGUGCCGGAUCCUCUGGGGAAGGCGGAAUGGAUGCCGCCAACCUCUUGAAGCCUAUGCUGGCUCGUGGCCAGUUACACUGCAUCGGUGCUACCACGCUUGCCGAGUACCGAAAGUACGUUGAAAAGGACGCCGCCUUUGAGCGUCGUUUCCAGCAGGUUCUCGUCAAGGAGCCCACCAUCCCCGAGACCAUUUCCAUCCUUCGUGGUCUCAAGGAGAGAUACGACCGCCACCAUCGCGUCACGAUCAAGGACAACGCUCUCGUUGCCGCCGCCAACUUGGCCGCUAGAUAUCUUACUACUCGCAGACUCCCUGAUUCAGCUAUUGACCUGGUGGACGAGGCUGCUGCGGCCGUGCAGGUUGCGCGCGAAUCUCGACCCGAGAUUAUCGAUUCCAACGAACGCAAGCUGAGCCAACUCAUGAUUGAAAUCGCCGCUCUCGAGAAGGAGCACGAUGAAGCGUCGCAGAGCCGUCUCAUGCAAGCAAAGAAGGAAGCCAAGAACGUCGAGGAAGAACUCGAGCCACUCCGCGAAAAGUACCAAAACGAAAUCAAGCGAAGCGAAGACAUUCACAAUGCCAAGGUCAAGCUCGACGACCUGGAGAAGCGCCUCGAAGAUGCUAUGAACAACGGAGAGCACGCCAAAGCCGCCGAUCUCAAGUACGGAGCCAUUCCUGACCAGCAAGAUGUCAUCAAGCGGCUGGAGGUCAAGAAGGCCGCGGCGGAUGCUGCCCUAAACGAAUCCAACGCCGACGCCGGCGGCUCCAUGGUCACCGACACCGUGGACGCUGACCAAAUCAACGAGAUUGUCGCACGCUGGACCGGAAUCCCCGUCACCCGCCUCCGCACAUCGGAGAAGGAGAAGCUCAUCCACAUGGAAAAGGCGCUGAGCAAGGUCGUCGUUGGCCAACGCGAGGCUGUCCAGUCCGUUGCCAACGCGAUCCGGCUGCAGCGCUCCGGGCUCUCCAACCCGAACCAGCCGCCCAGUUUCCUCUUCUGCGGCCCCUCUGGCACCGGCAAGACGCUGCUGACUAAGGCGUUGGCCGAGUUCCUCUUUGACGACAGCCGGGCCAUGAUCCGCUUCGACAUGUCCGAGUACCAGGAGCGGCACGCGCUCAGCCGCUUGAUUGGUGCGCCGCCGGGCUACGUGGGCCACGACGCAGGCGGGCAGCUGACCGAGGCACUGCGGCGAAAGCCCUUCUCCAUCCUCCUCUUUGACGAGGUCGAGAAGGCGGCCAAGGAGAUCCUGACGGUGAUGCUGCAGCUCAUGGACGACGGACGCAUCACCGACGGCCAGGGCCGCGUGGUCGACGCCAAGAAUUGCAUCGUCGUCAUGACGUCCAACCUGGGCGCCGAGUACCUGACGCGCCCCGGCACCAAGGAGGGCCGCGUGGACGCGCCGACGCGGGAGCUCGUCAUGGGCGCGCUGCGCAACUACUUCCUCCCCGAAUUUCUCAACCGUAUCAACUCGGUCGUCAUCUUCAACCGGCUGACGCGCCGCGAGAUCCGCAACAUCGUGGACCUGCGCAUCGCCGAGAUCCAGAAGCGCCUACAGGACAACGGGCGUAACGUGACGAUCGACGUGUCGGAGGAGGCCAAGGACUACCUGGGCAACGCGGGCUACUCGCCGGCGUACGGCGCGCGCCCACUUGCGCGCCUCAUCGAGCAGGAGGUGCUGAACAAGCUGGCGAUCCUGAUCCUGAGGAACAACGUGCGGGACAAGGAAACGGCGAGAGUGGAGCUGGAGGACGGGCGCAUCGUGGUGCUGCAGAACCAUCAGGACAGCGACCCGAGCGAGGACGAGGAGAUGAUGGACGAGGAGGACGCGGUCGACGAGCUGGACAUGGACGACGGGGACUUUUACGAUUAG